UUAUUAGUAAUAGUUAUGAAAUUGUUAUACUACUAUGCGAGCGUCGAUCUGAGAAACUGUGAUAGUUUGUUAUGUAAAUUUUGCAGAAAAUUUAUUAGAAUGUCGAGCGCCCCGAUGGCGAAGAUGGAUCAGCUGGACAAGGUUGAGAAGGAGAUUGUCUCCUGUCUUCUCACGGCAGGACAGGCGCUAGCUGAGAUAUCUAAGGAUAAGCCAAGUCAGAAGCAGGUUGAUGUUUUAGUAACACAGUUCAUGAACAGUCUGGCGACUAUAGAUUCAAGUCUAGCAGAUCAUAUCAGAUACCUCAGUCAGGUAAGUACCGGUCAACCCCAUGAAGGGAGCAGCUACGCUAGUCAGAAGGUUCUCCAGAUGGCCUGGCAUCGAUUAGCACACGCCAGAACACGAGUAAGUGAACUGGAGAGAUUAAAAGGACAGCAUGGAUCCCGUCUUAUCAGUCCAGCACAGAGACAAGCUCUUAUCCAACAACAGCAGAACCAACAGGAACCACAACAACAACCUCCAACCACACAAACAACUCAAUCUUGAAGUUGUGGAGGAUCUCAUAAGAAAAUUAUGUAAAUAGUUAGAAUAUGAAAGAACUGUUGUAUCAGAGUAAAACCGCAAUACAUCAUACGAUCUAUGAUACAUCGUGUUAUAAAGAUAAGAAGAAAUACUUCCUCAGUUCUUAUUUAUUGCGCAUGAAACCAGGUUCGCCCUAAAAAUGUUUUUUUUUCUUUACGAAAACAUAUUUAUAGA
This is a messenger RNA of Eurytemora carolleeae, 753 nucleotides long. Its product is annotated as mediator of RNA polymerase II transcription subunit 11. NCBI's taxonomy places the organism in Eukaryota, Metazoa, Arthropoda, Copepoda, Calanoida, Temoridae. Gene Ontology annotation, molecular function: transcription coregulator activity. Bases 16 to 543 code for a protein of 175 amino acids. Gene Ontology annotation, cellular component: mediator complex. The record is from RefSeq and is a predicted model, not a curated record. The transcript has 4 exons. Gene Ontology annotation, biological process: regulation of transcription by RNA polymerase II.